UUGAUAGGAAUUGGAAGAGAGGCUGAAGCUCGCCUCAAAUCGCCCCGAAAUUUUUCAAGUCGAGGCAGACGCGCGCACCAACCCGUAGUCUAACGCGAUCGCGAUCGAAAAUGCAAUCCGUCAUUCGGCCCAAUGCUUGGGUGGCCCUCAAACUCCCGUCAGGCAGCACCAAGGUCCUCCAGAUUACUCCUAAUACGACAAUAUCGCUAGGAAAAUACGGCUCGUUCCCCGCAAACUUGAUCAUCGGACGUCCCUAUCAUCUCACCUUCGAGCUACAAGACAAGUUACUAGACGAGAACUUCUCGCGUCUCCGGGUCGUCCCCACGUCAGAGCUCUAUGCCGAAGUGUUCGCCGACGAGGCAGCAGCCGAAUGCGCCACGCCCGCCACGGGCGCAAACGACGCCGUGAUCUCCGCGACCGACGGGGAGGAGUUUAGCCUGGUCGACGAGAAGGGGAACGUCGUUGCGCGUUCAAAUCGCGAGAUCAUCGACGACAGCGCCCGCCAGACCUUGACACAGGAGGAGAUCGAGGAGCUGAAGCGGGAGGGCAACAAUGCCGGCAAGGACGUCAUCGCGAAGCUGCUUCUUUCGCAUACAGCGCUCGACCAGAAGACGAGCUUCAGCCUGGCCAAGUACAAGCUGCUCAAGACCAAGAAAUACAUACGGAGGUUUCAGGUCCUACCUAUCGAUGUUGCAAACCUUGCGCAGUGGCAAUUGGAGGAGAGGGAUGCUAGCAAGAUCAUGGACAUGAGGGCAGAGAUGAUCGGGCUCGUCGGAUGCUGGGGCAAUGUCCAUUACGGUGGCGAUGAUGUCUUGCUCGAGGAUCCGAAUGCCACCGUUGCCCAAGGGGACGAGGCCUGUGUGCCUGUAGACGAGGGUCUGCUGAGGGGGAGGUGGCUUGUGGUGGACGACACAUGCGGCUUGUUGGUUGCGGCAAUGGCCGAGAGAAUGGGCGUGCUCUACCCAAACGAGGACGCAGAGACGGAGGGGAAGACGGAGGGACAGGACAAGGAUGCAGCGGAGCAGACCUCUGCUAUUCCUGAACAGACGGAGGAGACCAACGUUGACCAGACGGAGGCCGGGAAGACGACUCAGGAGCGCGAUGACACUGAAAUGACGGACGUACAGGCGGCGCCUACGAAGCCCGAGGCGGAGAAGAAACCGAAACAACAAAAGACCCGUCCCUCCGACUUUGCAAUCCCUUACUCCCAAACCAACACCAUUACAGCCAUCCACGGGGCCAGCCAGCCCAACCUCUCACUCCUGAACUACUGGGGCUUCGACAUCACCUCUCCCAACCAUCCUCCGCACCCGUUACUCAACCACCUCCUUACUCUCACCUGGCUGCAGCUCCUAAAACCGGAGCUCGAUUUGGCAUACUCCACCCCGCCACUCACCGCGUCACCAGAGACUCUCGCAUCAUGGAAGCCAAGUCGCCGAGGAAAUUUUCACCGCAAGCGGAGGAGAUACGCCCGCAUCCGUCACAUCGUCGACAGCACCCGGGCAGGGAACUUUUCCGGCCUCGUCUGCGCAAGCACCAUGGAUCCAAUCAGUAUCCUGCGACACACUCUCCCCUUGCUCGCCGGCGGCGCGCCCGUGGCCAUCUACUCACCAUCAGUGGAGGCGCUGGCAGCUGCGGCCGAUUGCUUCAGCGUGCCGCGGCGCACGGCCUGGGUGAGUGGGAGUGUCCCUGAAAUCGAGGGUCUUUCCACCGAGGAGCUAGAGCAUUGGCCGGGCAACGAGCAGUUUCCGCUCAACCCUACCUUGCUCCAGGGCGUGUCCAUCCAGACGAGCCGCGCCCGUCGCUGGCAGGUCCUGCCGGGCAGGACACACCCGCUCAUGACGGAGCGAGGAGGGGCUGAUGGGUAUGUGCUUACGGCCUGGAGAGCAAAGCCGGCGGAGGGGAAGAUUGCGGCGAAAGGAAAGUUCAAGCGUCGGAAGGUCGAGUCUGACGCCGCGACCCCCGCGUCGGCGUGAAAUCCAGGAACAGGAAAAUCGGCAAUAGCUUUGGGCAUCUGUAUUACACCAUGGCAUUGGCGUCACUAGAUACCAUUGUACAAGUAAGAUUGUUGUUGUGAUGGACGGCUUUCGCCUUGGGCUUGCUGUCUCUGGCGCUCUAUCAUGGUCCGCCUCGUGGCAACAAACCGGUCCCUGGUCGAUA
Chaetomium strumarium is the source of this 2160-nucleotide messenger RNA. RefSeq names its product Gcd10p family-domain-containing protein. The transcript is spliced from 2 exons. Gene Ontology annotation, cellular component: tRNA (m1A) methyltransferase complex; nucleus. Bases 111 to 1976 code for a protein of 621 amino acids. Lineage: Eukaryota; Fungi; Ascomycota; Sordariomycetes; Sordariales; Chaetomiaceae. Gene Ontology annotation, biological process: tRNA methylation. The record is from RefSeq and is a predicted model, not a curated record.